Messenger RNA from Aspergillus puulaauensis, 4473 nucleotides. RefSeq names its product ribosome biogenesis protein URB2. Gene Ontology annotation, cellular component: nucleolus. The transcript is spliced from 3 exons. The coding region runs from base 1 to 4473 and encodes 1490 amino acids. NCBI's taxonomy places the organism in Eukaryota, Fungi, Ascomycota, Eurotiomycetes, Eurotiales, Aspergillaceae. The record is from RefSeq and is a predicted model, not a curated record. Gene Ontology annotation, biological process: ribosome biogenesis.
AUGCCUUCGCUGCCGGAGCGUCCGCGCUCCUCGCAAGAGGCUCUCCUUCGUCUCGAAAAGGGAACGGCGCCGCCUGAAAUCCAGCUCAACGAGGCCGCCCAAAUUAUCGGAUUAGACUUGUCGUUAUGCGCGAGCCAUCCAGAGAUCAACCGAGCCCCUCAUAUCCCGAUCCAUGCUGCGCCGAAGGAAGAAUGGGUCCUGCGGUGGUUAUUGAAGAAACUGAAGGCUGGAAGAAACUAUCGUGUCGAGCCGGCAUCCUUUCUUUUAUUACGGCAGCUCAUCGACCUUAUUCCUCCUAAGACACUUGCAUCGACAUUGAAGGAUUAUCAAUUUUUUGGAAUUCUCGACUAUACGAUCACAGAUCUGACGGACGACGUGGUGAUCGGCCUUGGGAAUGGGAUAAACGAGCAGCCGACUUCUGACUCGGAAUCCAGCCGUACUAUAAGUGAAUCUUCGCGCGCGAAUGAAGGAUCUGGCAGGAAAGGCACGAAGCGCAAGAGGGCAACCGGGAAUGACAAAGAUUCCAUGGACAUUGAUGAACAACCUAGGACACCGAAUGCGUGUUUCUUGACUUUUACUCGCCUUCUGGAUUGCUUGUAUAGUUUCGUCAUGCUGGCCAACCGAACGAACGAUGUUAAUGAGACCGGCCGCUCUCACCUCAGACACGCUCUUAGAGGAGACCCCCAGCCAGUUGCGAUCACACUCGGCAAAUCAUUCAAUUUCGCAUCCCUUGCGAUUUCACAUUUUUCUAAUGGGCGAAAAACAACAGAAUUACAACAUCUGUUCUAUGUCCUCCCUGCGCUCUUGGAGGUUUGGGAAUGGAGGUCUCAUCGUCAGGAUAGCUCGGACCAGGGAUCCAGUGAUGGAUCGUUUGCUUCUCAUUGCGCCCAACGUGCUCUAAGGCUGCUCCAUUCUGUGUACGCUGUUCAACUUGACACGGACGAGAAAGUCCACGUACUAAAUGGAGUUGAGCGCCUAAUUGCUCUUCAUGUGGUAUUACCUGCUCGUGAAGCCUUCUUUAGUAGAGGUGGCUCAGGGAUCGACUAUUCCGCUAGUGAGCCUGAUUGGAGUUCGGUCAAACCAGUUUCAGAUACUUUUCGACCAAUCCUCUGUGCUGUGGAGCUGCAAACACAGUCUUGUGCCACUAAAGCCCAAGAGAACACUACGAAGAAAGGUUCCUGGAAUGCGGCAGACCUCAUCCCAGAAUUCUUUGACAUCGCGUCACGAUCAGUGCCUCGAGACACGUUUCGAAGGAAAACUGAUGAAGCAGCUUGGUUGGAAACUCUGUUUGUUGCUGCUGCCGAGCUAUCAUUUUCCUAUGUGAAAUCAGAGAGCGCAACCGCAUUUCUUCCCGAAUUUGUGAAAGUUCUGGAGCAACUAUUUCGUGUAGCCCUUAAACGAGGUGUGCAACUAUCAUUACACACGCUUCUUACACAUGCGGCAUACACCGGUCUUCUCAAGGACCAACUUUCACAGGUCGAGUGGAACCUUAUUGCACUGCUUAUUGAACUGGGUGCGGAUAUCUUUCUUCCAAACUCCGGACUUGCAGAUUCCGAGAAGUACCUCGAAGCCUUACUCAGCAAGAUUAAGCUGCACUGGCGAACCGGCACUUCUACCGAUGGUAGCUAUGAAAUAAUCAAGAGUGGCAUCGUUCUUCCUCUGUUACGCGGGUUCAUGGGCGCCAGAGAUCUUGCUACUUUUAUGGAAAUCUGGUACCAGCAACUGACGGAUAUAGAAGAGGCAAGAAUGCUCGACAGCAAUCUCAGCCUCUUUACAGUGUGGGAAGAUGACGACCUAUGCGACGCGUACAGCGAGUUGAUGCGCAACCCUCUGAAUCAAACUCUUGCUUCUGCCCAAUUACACGCAGCAGCGGCUGAGAUUCGGAGCGAUGACAAUAAAAUUUCCCAUUCCGGGGGAGCCUACGCGCAGCUUCUGAUUGUUGAAUCUGGAUUCAGAAAACGGCCCGUGAACCUCGCGGAGACGAACGAUGAUCUCAAGUCUGCAAUCGAAUCAGUUACGUCCGCACUUUCUUCGGAUCAGUCUUUGCACUGGGGGUGGCGGUUGUGGAAAAUGCUUCGCAGUUUGAUUGAGAAUAAUGUGCAGAGAACCGAUACCGGUCUCGGUAUUCCCUUAAUAAACUUGGCUGGUGUAGCAGCAACGUCAGUUAAACGCCGACAUCAUGAAUUGCUGCAGAUAUUCAGUGCGCGGUUGGAAUGUUUUGAAGCAUAUAAAUAUGUUCUUGCGAUCAUGACGCACUACUCGCCUAGCACCGGCAAUCGUGACAAUUUCUCGUCCUUGAUGAAAGAAGUCAGCAAACUGUUGAGAUCGAUCACUGAAAAAGAUGCGCUCGAGUCCAUGGGUUCAGCAUGGAAUGGCAGUUUAAAAUCCCUUGACUCUCCAACUGUCCUAUCUCUGGCGUAUUUCUUAACCCUUCUUCGCCUCCCUAACCUUUGGACCCAAAUUGAGCCUCAGGUACGACGUUCUCUGUUUGCCCACAUCCUCUAUUUGGCGGCGGCACAAUAUCAGCCAUCCUCAUCAUCUCUUGGGGAUUUUUCUUCAGGCGCGCGUUUCCUGCAAUCCUGGGCUAGCACUGUAUCCCACGAAUACCUCCUGAACGCUCCCAGCAUCGUGAACGAUUUGAUUGCUGUGCUGUCCGAGCGAGUGAAGGUGGACGUUUCCAACCGAAAGCUCUAUAUUGAGAGCAUGCAAAGAAUUCCAGCGCCUCUUAUCACCCGCCGCCAGAGGGGAGAUCUUCUGGAUUUGUUGCAGAAUGUCCUAUCACAACAGCACCAAGCGUCUUUCAUUACCGUUGCGAUCCUGUCGCUGAUGGCUAAAUUGGCUGAUUUGCCGAAGUCAACGGCGGAGUUGACUGGCAAUUGGGAGCCGAUUUGGACUAUUGCUAAAUCAAUCUCACUCCAAGAUACGGAUGUUGAUCUUGAGGUCAUGAAGGCAUUUAGAUUCCUCCACCGUGCAGUGAUUUCAAAGCUACUUCUUCUAGCAGAGGGAGAGCGCCACAAGCAGUUCAAGAAGAUGCACCGCAAACUAUCAGGCAAAGUGUCCAAGUUGCAGUCAAUUGAUCGCAGCUCCAUGGAAUGCUUCCUUCUCCGGAUCUCCCUGUUCCAAUUAUGGCUACACAGGGAACGACUGGCAGAUGCAAUCGAUACCACAGAACUUGCCGCCAGUCGCGAGAAAGUGUUUGGGUUGGUGGUAGCUGAUCUGCGUUCGGCGAAAGAUCACUACAAGAAGCAACCAUUGGAAGAAACAAUUACUGUGAUUAAAACCCUGGACGCUCUAGAAGAUUUUGAGGAUCUAGCGAUGGGUCACGGGGAAGUGAAGAAAUUCUUAUCCAAGAUCGAGAGCUACGUUGAGAAAUCAGUGGACUCGGGGUCUUCCUUAAGAAGACUCAUUAGGCGCCGUGUUUUGGCUACACAGAAGCCCGAAAAGAACGCUACCGCCCCCGUUGUACAAUACGCCGAAUCGCUUCCUAUCCAGCACAUGUAUAGCGAGGAGCAACAGCUUUUUAUCCGGGCAAUGACUGAACGCUUCCGGUCUAUGUCCGCGGAAGCCCUGACUCGGGUUAUUCGAGAAGUUCGCCAACUAGGAUUCAUUGGCAAAAAUGCCGAAUACCAUUUGCUCAUUGCCGGUCUAGCUGUCGCAGCAGCUUCCCCCACUGAGGACAAGGAAAGCAAUCAAGCAAAGGAGUUGUCCCUUGUCUGUACCGAGAUCACCGAUGCACUGCACCGCAGUAAAUCUCCUGAAGAAUUUGUCCUGGCUACCGAGUGUUUAGACGUUUUCCUCCGCAGCCACCCACGCUGCAUCUCUCAAUGGAAUGUCGAUAGCCUGCUCUCGUGCAUUGCUGUAUGCGCCUCAAAAGCAGGGCCCCAUAUCAAUCCUGAGUUUUCCGGGAUGAUUUAUACCCGUUUGUGCCGACUAAUGGGUCUACUGUUGGGCCUUCACCGUCAAAAACUGGGGGGCCGUUUCCAUCUAAUCAUUUUAGCCAUGCAGCGGUUACUUCACUGCCUCUUUGCUAGAGCCAAGAAACGUAGCCGACCUACCAAAUCCGAUACGGGACAUGGGCAACAACCGUACUGGCUCUCCAAACUGAAUGCUGCGCAUGCCACACAGUUCACUCGCCUUCUCACUUCUCUCUGUGACCCGACGGUUUCUGCCGUCUCACGUCCAACGCCUGGGGGUGCUGGGCAUGAAGGUCUGACGGACCAGACAAAGAAGGCCAAGCAGAUUGCAGGACAAUAUCUACAGUACUUGAUUAUGGAUUAUGCCCAGAGCUCUCUCCGCAGUGCUCUUCAUCCCGAUGUGAAGGCGGCCCUCUUACCAGGGCUAUACUCGGUGCUAGACGUGAUGUCACGUGAUACAAUGCGAGCGCUGAAUGCUGGGCUGGAUAUCUCAGGACGGGCAAUGUUCAAGACACUGUAUGACGACUAUAUGAAGUUUGGAAAGUGGAAUAAGGGGUAG